Orbicella faveolata is the source of this 2371-nucleotide messenger RNA. RefSeq lists its product as uncharacterized. The record is from RefSeq and is a predicted model, not a curated record. NCBI's taxonomy places the organism in Eukaryota, Metazoa, Cnidaria, Anthozoa, Scleractinia, Merulinidae.
CCCAAUCACUCUUUACGCUAAGAAAAAAAACAAAAGCCUGUAGACGAGGCAGUUCAGGUGGCUGAACUAUAAGAGGAGAUGAAGAGUAAGCGAGUUUAUCCCCUAUACGAAUCUUAUUCCUAAGGUCAUCUCUCUUGAGUUAUUUUUAGAUCACUUCCGGCUUCAGAACUCCCGGGAGAACCUUGAAAUAGCCAAUCCUGUGAAAUGAAUUUUGGUGGACAGUUCAGGCGCCUUACACGCAAUUCCAUCCUCCACGAAACGCGCGUGGUAACAUUAUUAAGUACCAGGUCUAAAAAUAACUCGAGAGAGAUUACCUUGCGAAUAAGACCUAUACGAAGGAUAAACUCUUUUUCCCUUUCAUCCUCUGCUACUGCAUUAUAAAGGCGCUUGUUCGACUAAAAAAACAAGGUCCGCAAUGCGUACUUGUGAGCUUAUGCUUAGUUUGAUUCUAUUCGAUUGGAGUGUUGAUUUUAAAUGUCUGGGAGUUGAAUUGCUACAAGUUAGAAGGAAAUCACUAGAAAGAUAAAGGUGUAGAAAUACGUGACUCAAGUGAUUGACGAGUUUAACAUCAUAAGUGACAAAUCACUUUUAAUUUUGGCGCGAAAUUUCAGCGUUAAUUUAUAAUUUCACUUGUGAAAUUACAAAAUUGCUAUGGCAACGUUUAGCGCGAGAUGUCUCUACACAAUAAAAAAGUCAAAAACCCAAAAUUGUACGCGUAAUUUGUCACCUAUGAUAUUUAAAGGUAAUCAGCUGAUAUACUCGUAAAAUUAAGUAAUCAUUUCACUUGCGUUUUGUCUCAUGCUUAUUUGCAGUUUCUCUGCUGCAUACCAGUCUUUCGUGAAGACCAAGAAACCGCAACACCUCCGCCUGUCGAUAAUGCAGGCGCAAGAAAUUCUUCAGCACGAGUCCAAGUUUUACGCCAAAUAUGGUAGAAGACUGAGCACUGACGUGAGCACCAAUAACGUGAGUAACGCUGACUCGGACAAACAGACCGAAAAUCAGGCGUCACGCUUCAGUCACGCAAGCACCGGGACGUCUCCAAAGGCAGUUCAAAGCAGAGCAACAGUGCAACAGCUUAGCAUUGCUAAAACGGGUCACGUUAAAGGGGUAGGCUUAAAAAGAGAUCAAAGGGAAUCGAUUGUUUGCGAUGUCAAACGUGAGGAAAAUAUUGAAAAACGAGAUUAUACGAGUCACGAUCAACUACUCGCACCCGCUGUACUCGCACCAUAUCCGUCGCCUGCACGACGACACGACGACAACCCGACCGAUGCCGAUCUCGAUGCGGUUGAAAGUAGACAAAAGGGCCGAAGUUGUAUCAACGAAGGAAGCCGAGUAAUCGAGGCUCGACUGCAACCGAAGCAGGAAGAAUCGCUAAAAAGACAGAAAGAGAAAGAACAAACAGAAAACCACGAGAGAGAAAGAGUCAAGUUUCUCAAAGAACUGGAAGAUAAAGAGCGUCAAAAGAUUAUCACAGAAUACCUACACCACGUGUAUUCACAUCACGGACAAACACAACCUCAGACUGCUUAUAAGAAAGGUGAACACGACACACGCCCCUAUAAGGUGUCCAAACAGGGGCGUGUCUAUUCCAUGAGCACUCGACCACAAGAGGAACCUAGUCCUGAUGUACCCCACUUGAUCACAAGCCCCGCGCCCAUCUGGCACCAGACUGCUCGGGGUUCGCAGGGAGACAAGAAAAUCUCUUUCAGGGCAAAACAAGGGGUUACUGGCACCAAUGGGGUACGAUUCUUUAACGAGUGGAAUAACAGUCUGUUUACAGAUUAUAUUAACAGUUCAGAUGGGAAAGCGAAAAUGGGAAAAGAAAAGGACAAACUACAGGACCCAAGUUACUGGAUUGAACAACACCUUGACGGAGUCCUGGACGAGACAUCGGUCAGAAGAGGUCUACAGCACCAUCAGCAACUUAUACCAAGGGAAACUUGACCGAUGUUACAUGACGUAGUGCUUAAAACUGUUUUUACUCGCAUUAGUGGGGUUAAAGACCAAUGUUUUACAUCGGAAAGACUUUAAAUUUCUCACGAAUUCAAAGACUUUUCUAAAACAGUAUAUGAUCGUCCGAGAUCGAUUUUCUAACUUUUUUAAAAAUGUUGAAAAUAGUUUUCUCACCAAGAAAACUAAAAUGUUAAGCUAUAUUGAAUGAAACAACAAAGUAGAGUAUUUUUUUUUAACGGAGACUUGUAGAAUAAUAAGAAUUAAUCCACAAAAUGAAACAAGUUUUAAAGAGUCACUCAUUAAAUACAAUAAUCCAACAUCUUUAUUCAAUUUCUUCAAACCCAAUACAACCUCUAAGUUCAAAAUGGUAUGUUUUGUAUUUGAGAGUAAAAAUAAAUUACUAGCAUAUAUACACGAA